This is a messenger RNA of Cadophora gregata, 1473 nucleotides long. RefSeq lists its product as uncharacterized. Gene Ontology annotation, molecular function: acyltransferase activity, transferring groups other than amino-acyl groups. Bases 251 to 1216 code for a protein of 321 amino acids. The record is from RefSeq and is a predicted model, not a curated record. NCBI's taxonomy places the organism in Eukaryota, Fungi, Ascomycota, Leotiomycetes, Helotiales, Ploettnerulaceae. The transcript is spliced from 2 exons.
ACUUGACACAGGUACCUGAAGAACAUAUCUGGAUCUUAGGUGAACAUAACUCCCCGGUUCGUUUAGUCCGACUAGGUUUUUCUGAAAAGGACUGCAGACCAGUUGCUGGUUGCAUUUUGUUUGGCUCAACAUCAAGGCCCUGCCUUACUGCUACAUUAUUAUCCUGGUCCAUUUCUUGCAACUCCACUGGACAGUUGAUUUACUGAGUCGGGUUAUAUCUAAACCCGUUGUUUCUUACUUCACUAUUAAGAUGGAUGGGCAACCCGUUCAAUUCUACAGCUAUGCUCAAGAGCUGGCUCUCCAAACCUUCCUCCCACUACUUCGUUCACACCUCCCCACCAGCAACCCACUCUUCAACCGACUCAUCGCACCUCACAAUGUCCCAUCACGUCACUGUCUCUUUGCUGCAACAGUUUCUCCAUCAAAUAUAGACUCCUCCUCGAUUCCGCCGGUCAUUCCUGAGAUCUACACCCUCCUCUUCGCCGACCGGUCGCGGCAUCUUGAAUCGCAAAUCUGGCUCUUCAACCCUCUGAUCACAUAUCCCCAACCCCUCUCUGCCUCAAAUCAGAUCCACCUCAUGACUCAUCUCGAAUCCACGAUUCUCUUUCUCAAGAACAUCCAAAUCCCUCAAGCGCCAGGCUGGCCUUUCUUACCAAUCCUCAAGUUUGGCUGUCUGCACGAAACACUUGCCACAACGCUUCUCUCCAUUGGUAAUGCUAAAGGUGUUGUACGUAGACAAACUAUCUGGAAUCUAUGGCUGGUCGAAACGGGCCCUGUGUCUAAAUCGAAGAAGAAAAAGGAGUUACCAGAGGGAUUCUCGAUGACUAGAGUUCCGGAUGAGCAGCUCGAUCUCGUGCUAUCUACUUCGUCUAUCCCUCGACAAGCUGAAACAUUGAAGCAGCAGCCAAGCGUCGGAUUACUAGAUCAGGAUGGCAAGAUGGUGGCAUGGGGCUAUAUUGGCAUCGACGCAAGUUUCGCCACGUUAUACGUCUUACCCGAGUUCAGAGGCAGAGGACUCGCAAAAAGUGUUGCUGUGGAGUUGAUUGGAAGGUUAGGGAGAGGAGAAUUUGUGGACUUGGGGUAUGAUGGGAGGAGUGGGUGGGUGCAUUCAGACGUCUAUGAGGGGAAUGAGGGGAGCGAGAGUGUGAUGAGAAGUUUGGGGGGAAGGGUAGGAUGGAAGAGUAUCUAUAUGUGGAUUGAUUCUGAAAUGUUCUAGUUCUAUGUAAAGGGAAGAGAGGCGUCUACACCGUCUUCAAAGUCUAUCCUUUCAAUUCGGUGUGAUACAUGACCCCGUCCAUUCCUUCAAUGUCCGUUCCAUCGCAAUGAUUUGGUAUCAGGAAAUCCGAAUGGGAAUUGAGGAUUACCAUUGGCAGCCAUGUCUUGGGCAGCAUGAAUACCAUAGUUGCCAGUGGGGUGUUGAUGAUCAUCCAACUGGUUGAGCGAAGUACUAAUAUCCUGGCCCUGGAAGUCCUG